GUGCGUGCUACUACGACCCCAACCAGUCCAUGUACGUGUUCGGGGGCUGCACCCAGAGCAGCUGCAACGCCGCCUUCAACGACCUCUGGAGACUCGACCUCAACAGCAAGGAGUGGAUCCGGCCCCUGGCAUCAGGUUCCUACCCCUCCCCCAAGGCUGGGGCCACCCUGGUGGUCUACAAGGACCUGCUGGUGCUUUUUGGGGGGUGGACACGGCCCAGCCCGUACCCCCUGCACCAGCCCGAGAGGUUCUUCGAUGAGAUCCACACCUACUCACCCUCCAAAAACUGGUGGAAUUGCAUCAUGACCACCCACGGCCCCCCUCCCAUGGCAGGACAUUCCUCCUGUGUCAUCGAGGACAAGAUGAUUGUUUUUGGGGGAUCUCUUGGAUCUCGGCAGAUGAGCAACGACGUGUGGGUGCUGGAUCUGGAGCAGUGGGCCUGGUCCAAGCCCAGCAUCUCGGGGCCCAGCCCUCACCCACGGGGGGGCCAGUCCCAGAUCGUCCUGGACAACGAAACCAUCCUCAUCCUGGGGGGCUGCGGGGGCCCCAACGCU
Messenger RNA from Corapipo altera (White-ruffed manakin), 554 nucleotides. Its product is annotated as F-box only protein 42. The transcript has 5 exons. The annotation marks the transcript as partial. Lineage: Eukaryota; Metazoa; Chordata; Aves; Passeriformes; Pipridae. Gene Ontology annotation, molecular function: protein binding. The record is from RefSeq and is a predicted model, not a curated record.